AUGGGCCUAUAGUGGAUGUAUACGUUCCACUUGAUUUCUACACUCGUCGUCCCAGAGGAUUUGCUUACGUUCAAUAUCCUUUCUUCAGAUGGCUGAUUAGUGAGGGGUGUUGAAGUUUGAAAUUCAAGUUUGUGUAAGAGAGUUUAAAGCUGUACAGUAAUGGCGACCCCAAAGAGAAAGCAUGAAAGAACCUUUAGAGUAGAGUUCAACAAUUGAGGCAAGUAGACAAGCCAAAGACCUCUUAAGGAUCAGGCUUGAAGAGAAGGGAGAGUUUGGGAAAAGAAAAAAUAAAGAAAAGCUGGAAGAAGGACAAGCCAUAAUGGGAGACAAAGCUUCGCUUUAUCCACAAAAGGGGGAAAAGGUUGUUUUUCAAAGUAAAAGAUAAAGCCAUCUGUCAUUUUUGGCCAAGCAUCUCAUGACAAGUCCUUCUGACAAGCACUUAAAGAGUUAAAGGUCAAGAUGAAGUUGAAUGGUGGCCAAGAUUAAAGGAGUCAUACCUGAUGUAUCCUACAGAAUAACAGUUUUUCUUCUGUCUGUCAAAACCUUAACACUUGCCACAUUUGAAGAUGUCCGUGAUGCAGAAGAUGCUCUCCAUAAUUUGGAUCGGAAAUGGAUUUGUGGUCGGCAAAUAGAAAUCCAGUUUGCACAGGGAGAUCGGAAGACACCAAAUCAAAUGAAAGCCAAGGAAGGGAGAAACCUAUACAGUUCUUCGCGUUAUGAUGACUAUGACAGAUACAGGCGAUCUAGAAGUCGGAGCUAUGAAAGGAGACGAUCUAGAAGCCGUUCUUUUGAUUACAGCUACAGAAGAUCAUACAGUCCCAGAAACAGCAGACCUACCGGAAGACCUCGUCGUAGCAGAAGCCAUUCGGACAACGAUAGGUUCAAACACCGCAAUCGAUCUUUUUCAAGAUCUAAGUCCAAUUCAAGAUCACGAUCCAAGUCACAGCCCAAGAAAGAAAUGAAGGCUAAAUCACGGUCUAGGUCUGCAUCUCACACCAAAUCUAGAGGCACCUCUAAAACAGAUCCUAAAACACACUAUAAGUCCAGCUCAAGAUAUGAAAAGGAGUCGAGAAAAAAAGAACCAGCUAGAUCCAAAUCACAGUCAAGAUCACAUUCUAGAUCUAGGUCAAAAUCCAGAUCCAGGUCAUGGACUAGUCCCAAGUCUAGUGGCCACUAACAGUGUAUCCAUGUUGGGUUUAGGCAUGUAAGAUUCAUUUACACAAAGUUCAGUUUACUUAAAUUAUCAGGAAUAUGAUGUUGCAACAGUGCUAAAAAAUAUUUUCUUUGUCAGUUUUCCCUGUAGCCCACAAUGGUUAAAAUUAAAACAGUGUUGAGAAGCCAUUGAGAGCAAGUAAGAGAGAGAGAACGUCCACUUGGUUAAAUGUCAUGGGCAGCUCUGAUCUGGUUGUGGUGUCUCUAUGUAUAUUUUUGUAAAGAUUUGCAUUUUUAAUGCUUAGAUAUUGGUGAUGACUUGAUUGAUCGUAACUUGCAACAUUGUCCUAUUAAAAACAUCACACCCAUAGAGAGAGUGGUACCAGUUUGUGCUGAACAGUUAAACCAGCUGUUUAACUUGUUCUAUAAUGCUAAACUUUGUGAUAUAGCAGAGAACUGGACAGUAGUGCAGCCCUGACUGCUGUGAAAUGCAGACCGGCAGUUUUGAGUUUCCCUUAUUCCAAGGCAGGUUUUGUGUUCUCUGUGCCCACUGACACAAGUAGGUUGGCAAAUGGAGCUCUGUGGAGCAAGCAUGUUGAGAUUUCCCUUUACCCUGCCAUCUGGCGAGAUGGUACUAAUGUUACUUGUACGACAUGGGGAGAGAGUUGGUCUUUGAAAUUCACUCAGAGAUUGUGUAGUGUCUUGACUUGUCAGAGUAGAGGCACCACUGCUUUUACCUGGCUGCUAGUUCUGAAUGUCUGAAGGAAAAACACCUCCAAAUGGAAAAUUAAAUUCAAAUUUCAGCAAGUUGGCAGAGCAACUGAAUAUUAGGUUGUAUGUACAUUUUAUGCAGUUUUUGUAUCUAUUCUAAAUUUUAGUGAGCAGUUAACCAUAAAAUUGCUUAGUUUUACUGCUGUUAGAUACAAGUAGAUUGUUUCGAUUUGUGUGUGUACAGUAUAUAAAAACUAAACUUCUACACCGAUUACUCCUGUGGUUGGUUGAUGUAUUCAUAGAUAUAAAACCGUAGACAUCUCUCUUCCUGAGUAACAAAGGCUUGCUUUUUACAUGUCAAAAAGUAUUGGUCAAGCAAGUCUGAAUCACCUCUUCCUCAGAAUGGAUAGUGGUUUGGUUACUAGAUUUCAUUUUACUUAAGAACAAAUGUUUUAAGUUGGAUAUGAACAAGAGCUGCAUCUCUAGCUAUUUAGUUUAUCACUAAUACAGUAUAUUUAGUAAAUCGAAUGUGAAAAGUAACCAGUGUGUAAUCUUACCAGUAUUUCUCUAGAAGGCAAGAUAAUUUGUUAUGAAAAUGGCUUUUGGCGUUGUUUUUACUAGUUGCCUUCAAAAGCCAGCAUCAAACACCCAGUGUUCCUCACUCUCCUAUGUAGUAGCAUAUAGAGACAUUAAUUUCAAAAAUUCCUUUUUAGAGAAAUGUUCUAGGUUUUGGCUUUAGUGUUUUCAGCAGGGCCUUUGAUGAAAUGCAGAUAGCUUUUAAAUAUUGGCAGCAGAACGUGCUUAGGGGGUUGAUCCUAGAAUCUUUGUACAUUUGAUAGUAUUUCUAACCUUUUCUUUACUGUUUGCAGUUAAUGUUCAUGUUCUGCUAUGCAAUCAUUUAUAUGCACGUUCCUUUAAUUUUGUAGACUUUCCUGGAUGUAUAGUUUAAAAACAGUAAAAAGUCUAUUUAAAACUGUAGCAGUAGUGUGCAGCUCUAGCAGAGGAAAGUUGUGGGAUUAAACUUUGUAUUUCCUUUCUUAUAGAGCUUCUAAAAAGGUAUUUUUAUAUGUUCUUUUUAACAAAUAUUGUGUACUACCUUUAAAACAUCAAUGUUUUGAUCAAAAUAACUAAAGACCCAGCUUAUUUUCUGCUUGCUGUAAAUUUAGCAAACAUGCUGUAAUAAAAAAAUGAAGGAAAUACUGAUCCACUGGAAUUAUUGUAGUUUUAGAUUUGGACUCCAGAGCAUGGUUAGGAGUAGAGCUAUACAUCCUUUGUGGAGUAAAGUCCUUAUUGUGAUAUUUCAGCCGAGUCAGAAAUUUAUUAUUUGACGUCCAAACAAAUGUCAUUUCACAUUCUAAAAGGGGUACUGGACAAAAGCAGCAUGAUAAGUGUAUCUUUUAGUCUGAUCUGUUGACGUUUCUUUUAACUUUCAUUAUUGCUGGAUGGAGUUCCCUAUGGUCAUAAUUCAGAUAUUAUUAUCCAGGUUAUCAACUGCUUAAAAAAUCAGCAAUUGAAGAUUCAUAUAGAACCAAAUUUCUAGUAUCACCUUAUCAAUUUAUAUUUGCCAUAUCAAAAAUUGUGCCAGCAGGGGGGGGUCUCUAAGAGGUGAUAAAACUGAUGACGUUUGGCAUUUACAACUAGUGGUUCUUAUGCCACUGAAUGAAAACAGCUCUGAAAAGCACUUAAUUGCUUUGACCCCACUCUUACCUUUUGUGAGCUGAGCUGAUGGUAAAAACAGCAGAAACCCCACCCAGCAUGCUUAAAGAACACAGUCUUGCAGAGCAAGGUCCUCUGAGGGUCAGUCCCUGGCUGUGUGGUGGGAAGGGGAUGCUGUAUUCGAUACUCUUGCCAGUCCAGCCAGAGUCACAGCUGGGGUCGGGGGGAAGGGAACAUCCACGUGUCCAGGUUGCGGUUCCGAUGUAAGACUGCGGGGUAGCAAGGGCCACACCUGAGCUAUUGUGUCCGCAUGUCCUUGUGUUGUGUGCCUCAACAUUGAUAUAUAGCACAGUUUAAAGUGUAUUUUGUUUUGAAAAUCCAGUUCAUUGCAAGUGUGAUGCAGUAUCUGCCAGUUCUGAUGGUUCUUUCUUUCUC
This is a messenger RNA of Cuculus canorus (common cuckoo), 3954 nucleotides long. RefSeq names its product serine and arginine rich splicing factor 10 (gene SRSF10). The transcript is spliced from 6 exons. The coding region runs from base 470 to 1177 and encodes 235 amino acids. The record is from RefSeq and is a predicted model, not a curated record. NCBI's taxonomy places the organism in Eukaryota, Metazoa, Chordata, Aves, Cuculiformes, Cuculidae. Gene Ontology annotation, molecular function: RNA binding.